AUGGUAGAGGGCGUACACAAGGUGGGCGAGGAGGAAAUUAGCCAGGCCGUGGAGGUCGGGGAAAUGGUAAUGCCAGUAGAGGAGCAGUGCAACCAAACAAAGAGGUUGCCUAUCAUGAUGACAAGGCUCAGUGUUAUGCUUUUUCGGGCAAGACCGAGGCUGAGACUUCAAUUUGUCUUGGGAUUUGAUAUGGUUUCUGAUGUACUUGAUGCCCCUCGUCCAUUGUCUAAAUUUAAAGAAGUGUUUCCUACUGAUUUUCCUGGUGUACCUCUGGAUAGAGAUAUAGAUUUCAGCAUUGACUUGGAACCAGGUGCUCGCCCCAUUUCCAUCCCUCCUUAUCACAUGGUUUUGGUAGAAUUGAGAGAGUUUAAGGCUCAAAUCCAGGAACUUCACAUUCUUCCUAGUGCUUCCACGUGGGGUGCUCCUGUCUUGUUUGUUAAGGAAAAAGAUAGUAGUAUGAGGAUGUGCAUAGACUACCAGCAAUUAAAUAGGGUCACUAUUCGGAAUAAGCAUAUGUUGCCUCAGAUAGAUGAUCUUUUUGACCAGUUGCAGGAUCAAGCCAAACAGUUUGAGGAUGAGAAUUUGAGUGAGAUUAGAAAGAAGACAGUGUACGGUAAGGCACAAGUUUUGGUUCUUGAUGCGGGGGGUGUGCUUAGUUUUAAGAGGAGAAUUUGUGUUCCCCGAGUGGAUGACUUGAUUCAGAAAAUGUUGACAGAAUCUCAUGGUUCGCGGUAUUCCAUUCAUCCGAGUGUGACUAAGAUGUACCGAGAUUUGAAAAGCCUUUAUUGGUGGCCUGGUAUGAAGAAAGGCAUAGGUGAGUUUGUGGUUAAGUUCCAAAACUGUCAGCAGGUAAAGUAUGAGCACCAAAGGCCGACAGCUAGAGUAAACUAUAAUGCUCAGCAGUUGGCUAAGGAUCGUGUGAAAGGGAUAGUGAGCAUUGACAUGACACCGUUCAAGGCACUUUAUGGAAGGGUAUAUAGAUCACCCAUAGGGUGGUUUGAGGCUGGAGAUGUAAAACCUUUGGUGGUUGAUUUGGUGAAAGAUGCUCAGGAUAAGGUUGGUGAACAAGUUCUUCUAAAGGUGUCACCCAUGAAAGGGGUGUUGAGGUUUGUCAAGAAGGGCAAGCUUAGUCCUCGAUACAUUGGACCAUUUGAGAUCCUUGACUGUGUAGGGCCAGUAGCUUAUAGAUUGACUUUACCCCCUAGAUUAUCUGGAGUUCAUCCAGUGUUUCAUGUGUCCAUGUUGAAUAAGUAUCAUGGUGACAGAGAUUACAUCAUAGUGGGAUUCAGUUCUAUUAGACAAGGACCUUAA
This is a messenger RNA of Solanum stenotomum, 1311 nucleotides long. RefSeq lists its product as uncharacterized. Bases 1 to 1311 code for a protein of 436 amino acids. NCBI's taxonomy places the organism in Eukaryota, Viridiplantae, Streptophyta, Magnoliopsida, Solanales, Solanaceae. The record is from RefSeq and is a predicted model, not a curated record. The transcript is spliced from 7 exons.